Messenger RNA from Zerene cesonia (dogface butterfly), 2354 nucleotides. RefSeq names its product KIF-binding protein-like. Bases 211 to 2001 code for a protein of 596 amino acids. The record is from RefSeq and is a predicted model, not a curated record. The transcript has 2 exons. NCBI's taxonomy places the organism in Eukaryota, Metazoa, Arthropoda, Insecta, Lepidoptera, Pieridae.
AAGCGUGUGUCAUUCAUUAUUUUAUGUGAUAAAUUUUUAGACAUUGACAUUUAAGUUGAAAACCAAAGAAUAAAUUUCUUAUCCAAAAUUUAUAAAUUUCUAUAAAUACAUUUUAAAAUAACUUUAAUCAUACUGUUUGGAAAUUAAGUUGUGAUAUGAGUUCUAAGUAAACCCACUAUUAACUAACUUUGGAUUUGUACAGCAAUAAUAAUGAUCGUAACUACCGAUAUGACUGCUAAGGAGAUAAUUAACGACUUUAAGGAGAACUAUGGAAAAGUAAGAAAAUUACUAGAUGAGGACAGUAAAAAUGACCCGGAAAACGAACCUUACACGUCCAAAUAUAAAGCUAAAGAAAUAUUAAUAAAAAUGCGCGAUGCAUUGGCUAACACGUUUAGUACCGAAUCUAAUCUCGAUCCCUUAAAAGGCGAUGCAAUGUUAGGCAUUGUCCUACUCAAUAUUGGUAUCAUCGAUAUGGAGACCGAAGAGUUAACUGCCAGUGAGAAAGUACUUACUGAAGCUGAAGAACUGUUGCUUCCCAACUCUUCAAAACCUGAAAUUGUUACGACUCUUAUAAACAUUGACAACAAUCUUGGUAUCCUGUGGUCGAAUAGGGAUGAACCAGAAAAGGCUAAAUCAUACCUACUGAAGUCAAAAGAAUUUUAUGAAACAUUUAAGUGUUCAAUGCAAAUGCCUUUACCAAUUGAAAAUAUAAUACACAAUACUGCUGAUAGUGUCACUGGUGAUAUCAUGGUAUUAGAGAAGGCUUAUACACUUACUCUCUAUUACCUUGCUCAGGUUUAUGGUUCAUUAAAAGAAGAUCUUAAAUCUGCAGUUUAUUGUCAUGUCACAUUACGAAGGCAAUUACAAUACAAUGAUUAUGAGCCAGUGGACUGGUCACUGAAUUCUGCAACACUAUCACAGUUUUUUGCUGAGAGAAAUGGUUUCUUUCAAUCUAGGCAUCACUUAGCUGCGGCUUCUACUAUUUUAGACCAGUAUGAAGCUAAAUUGUCAGAAGACAGUACUAAUGAUGAAGUGAUGCUGGCUAAAAAGGAACAAUUGAAGCAUCGGUCAGCUGAUGUUGCACGAUGUUGGGCUAAAUAUUGUAUCCUCUUGAUGACAGCUUCUAAGACAAGGCUGAUGAAUGAUGCAGAGACAAUGUCUGAGGCUGUCACAGAUAUGUCAAACCUUCAACUAGAGGACAAUGAGAAUAUUUGUGGUGGAGAUAUAAAAAACCUUAUCUUCCCUGACCUAGAUGUGACUAAGUAUGAAAACAAAAUUGGCGAUAAAUUUAUUCUCACAUAUCAGGAUGCAAGAGAAGUAUUUUUAAGCUGUCAGAGUUGGUUAAAUAAGGCCAAGGAAUAUUAUAAAUUGGAUUCAUUGGCGUCAGAUUAUAUUGAGUUGAUUCAAGACAGUUCACAGUCAUAUGCCUACCUUGCUUUCUUUGAGGAGGAUGAUGAACGAAGGUCGAAAAUGCACAAACGACGAAUCGACAUGUUGGAAGACUUAAUAAAAGAAAUAAAUCCAACAUACUAUUUACAGUGUUGCCGACAGUUAUGGUAUGAGCUUGGUGAAGUGUACUCUGAAAUUUUAAACAUAAAAUUGGACAAGCUGAAUAAAACAAACGAAAAACCAACACCGCAUCUAUUGAAGAAAAUAAACAUGCUUUGCGAAAAAAGUAUAGAGAAUUAUGAUCAAUUUUUGAAUUCUGUCAAAGAUAAGAACGGGAUGAUGCCAGUCAAGUUAGAUCUUGAUGUUAUUAGGCCUGUGAUAAGUGCAUAUGCGUUUAUUGGUCGGAAUAGUAUGAAGAGGAUUGCAUUAGAUAAACGUACGCAGUUGAUUCAUGUCAAGAAGAGUUUUGAUUCGUACCAAGCCGUUGUAGACAUUUGUACGAGAGAUAAAGAUGCAGCGAAGAUGAUGCAUGUGGAAUUUAGUUUGUGUCAAGAGAUGGUUAGCAUUUUGCCAAUAAAAAUUAAAAGGCUAGAAACGGAACUCGCUGCUUGAUUUUGCAUUAAUCUCUGUUAUGCUUAACAUUAUUGACAAAUAGAUUGUGGUACGAUUUUUUUUUUUUGAUAUAAAAUAAUAGUGUCCAUUUGUAUUUAUGUUGAAUUUGAUUUAAAAAUGUGUUGUUACAGUGCAAAUAUGUAGAUAUUGUAUUGAAUCUCUGUACUAUACAUGACUAGAGUAUGCUAAACAUAUGUUUUCUCAUAAAUAAUACUUUCAAUGUCUCUUACAAAAACACUACACAUAGCUUUCUUCAUUUACGGCUGUGGCAUGCAUAUGCAUGCAAAAUAUUGUGACCGCUUCUUUUUCAUACUCAUUUCUGCUAAUAACAUAAUAUAUUAAAUGUUAUACUA